AUAUUUUUCUUUUAGAAAUAAUAUCAGAAUGUAUGUCAAUGGUGUAAGAUAAGUACAAGAUGCCAGUGAAUAAGAUAUACCGUUUGAUGGUAUUAGGAGGGCCUGGAGUUGGAAAGACAGCUCUGAUUGAGCAGCUGAUAUUUGGGAAUCACCUAAUAGGAGUGACUACUGACAGGACGAUUGGUGAUAUUUACGAGGCAGUGAUAGAGACUGAGCCAGGAGUGGAGGAAGCCAUUCAGCUUUACGAUACACCUGGAAAUUUAUUUUCUAGUGAAAGAUCAAGAGAUGUGUCUUAUGAUCAGGAGCAUUACCUGUCUAUUGGAGAUGGCAUUGUACUAGUCUACGACAUUGCCAGUAAAAGCUCGUUUGAAGUUUUAAAGUUAAUUCGCCAUAAGAUAUCUCUCAAGCAUAAAGAAUUUCCAGUGGUUGCCAUUGGCAACAAGUAUGAUCUUGAUGGAAUCAGACAAGUCAAGAUGGACACUGCUUUGGAUUGGGCAAAAACUGAAGGAGUUCAAUUGUAUGAAACAUCAGUUCUUGAUAGAGACAGCUUGAAGGAACCGUUCAGCUGCAUUGCAUGGGUCAUGAGCAACCCAGGGCGUGUCCUACCAGCCCAGUUUCACAGUUCCUUUGUUCAUUCAAGUGUACGUAAGUCCUUCACUAUACCUCAAGGACGAACCAGGAAUAGACACACCCACAUAACCUCAUCAAAAGAGGACCCGCCCCUCCUCUCUCCUCCUCAUUCUCACUCUAAAGAGGACACGCCCCCUCCCUUUAACGAUCAGAAUAGAAAAGGAUCAACCCCUAAGCCGAUACCUCCUGCACACCACUCACCAUCAAUGUCAAAGGGUACCAGAGGUAGUCAUUCUUCAAUGGAUACUCAUCAGUUACAAACUACUACUGAUAGUCCUUUAUUGACGCUCAGGUCUAUCUCAUCUGAUAUGAGUGAGUACUCUAUGGACAGUCGUAUUUCAACUCACAUCUAUCCUGAUGAUGCACUCUAUCCAAGGCCUGGACUAUUGGGACUUGCUGACUGUAUGAGUUCAAAGACCAGCAGGGACAAGAAGAAAUAAAUUAAUAAUCAAUGAUGAUGACACUUUUUGACCAUUUCAAUUCCUCCAUUAACACAUACAGUCAUUGUUUCAUUAAUGCUAACACACACACACAGUCUGUUAUACUGGUGCUGCUGCUGUUCCUUUUAUUCUGUUCAAUUUCUCAUUUCAUUUCAUUAGCCAUUCUCUCAAUGAUUAA
Amphimedon queenslandica is the source of this 1248-nucleotide messenger RNA. RefSeq names its product NF-kappa-B inhibitor-interacting Ras-like protein 1. NCBI's taxonomy places the organism in Eukaryota, Metazoa, Porifera, Demospongiae, Haplosclerida, Niphatidae. Gene Ontology annotation, molecular function: GTP binding; GTPase activating protein binding; GTPase activity. Gene Ontology annotation, biological process: negative regulation of canonical NF-kappaB signal transduction; Ral protein signal transduction. The coding region runs from base 60 to 1070 and encodes 336 amino acids. The record is from RefSeq and is a predicted model, not a curated record. The transcript has 8 exons.